AUGUCGCUCGCUCAUUUCACACCGCAACAACCACACCGUGCUCCAUCGAGUACAAUCCUUGAGAUCGGCCAGCCAACAAUCUCCUUUCCGGCGGUUCGUGCAUCUCGAAUCAAGCGCAAGAAGUCUGACGUCCCGGAGGAGAAGAAGAAGAAGAGGAGCCCUGCUGUUCGUACUUCCCCAAGAGCGCAGCAGAGGGCCAGCAUUUCCGAAGAGAAGGGUCGUCCACUUCGCACAUUUACAAGAAAGCGCAAGAACAUCGACACCAUCCCGGAAGUGGAGGAGAUCAAGCCCAGGAAAUCGGAUAUGCGCAAGCGUCAGAAGGUGGAUAAAGGCAAAGAUCAGAUAGUCGAACUCCACCCUAUGCCUGAGAUCCACAGCCCCGUUCCCUCUGGCUGCGACUCUGAUCCUUCGGGCGGGAGAUGUGAGCCAAGGAAUGCUGCGUUCCUCCAAUGUCGAGUCUAUUUGGAUCUGCCUACCACAUCCAAAUAUACAUGCAGACCUUGGGAAUGGGGACUGCCUCUCGAGGUGAACCAGCAAGUGGAGGAUAAUAUGAGUGUUCUUGCGGAUGACUCUGGCCUGGAGAACAUCGAUGAAAGUAUUUUCACAGAUAAUUUUGCCACUGCAUGGGAUCCCAUGAUGAGGCUGCCAGUAGAGACCGUCGUGAGCAUCCCUGCAGAUGAGUUUGGCGGCCUGGGUAACAUCAACGAAAGCGUCUUCACAGAUAAUUUCGCCACUGCAUGGGACCCCAAGCCUGAAGUGAGGCAGCCAGUGGAGGGCUCCAUAAGCAUCCCCAUCGAUGACUUUGAUGACUUGGACAGCCUUGAAGAGAUGCCCAUGGAUGAUAUCGUGAUGGUUCGAUGA
Molecule: messenger RNA, 861 nt
Organism: Gamsiella multidivaricata
Lineage: Eukaryota; Fungi; Mortierellomycota; Mortierellomycetes; Mortierellales; Mortierellaceae
Exons: 2
Coding region: 1-861 (286 amino acids)
Source: RefSeq, a predicted model, not a curated record